Molecule: messenger RNA, 1200 nt
Organism: Camelina sativa (false flax)
Lineage: Eukaryota; Viridiplantae; Streptophyta; Magnoliopsida; Brassicales; Brassicaceae
Source: RefSeq, a predicted model, not a curated record
AUGUCGUUUUGCAUAGCUAUCCUAUACCUAUACAUUCUCUACGUCUCUCAACCAGAAGGAUUUGUCGACCCUGAUCAUCCUACCUACGUUUGCAAGUUGAACAAGGCGCUGUAUGGGCUUAAACAAGCACCACGUGCGUGGUAUCUUGAGCUCAAACAAUACCUUGUAAGUGCUGGUUUUCGAAACUCUCUCUCUGACACGUCCUUGUUUGUUCUUCGCCGUGAUAAACUCUUGCUCUAUGUCCUCGUCUAUGUUGACGAUAUCAUCGUCACUGGCAACAAUGCAGAAAUGGUUGAACAAAUUCUCACUAACCUUGGCGAUCACUUCUCGGUCAAGGACAUGGGUUAUGUCUCUUAUUUUUUAGGCAUUGAAGCAAUCCGUACGAAGUAUGGUUUACACCUUAAUCAACGCAAGUAUGUGUUAGAUUUGUUGGUCAAAAUGAAAAUGCAGGAUGCAAAACCAGUAGCUACACCAAUGGUCACGACCCCGAAGCUCACAUUGGCUGGUAAACAACAUUCAGAUCCCACUGAGUAUCGCACAUUAGUUGGCAGUCUCCAAUACCUCUCGUUCACCAGACCGGACAUUGCGUACGCCGUUAAUCGCCUCUCGCAGUUUAUGCACACACCCACGUCGGAGCAUUGGCAAGCAGCAAAACGUGUACUACGCUAUCUUGCCGGUACAAGUUCUUACGGUCUGUUUUUCAAGAAGGGCAAUCCUCUCACACUCCACUGUUUCUCCGAUGCUGACUGGGCAGGUGAUGUUUCUGAUUGUGUCUCAACUAAUGCUUAUAUCAUUUAUCUCGGUGGUCAGCCUAUCUCUUGGUCUGCUAAGAAACAGAAGGGUGUUGCGAGAUCAUCUACUGAAGCUGAGUAUAGAGCUGUUGCCAAUGCCGCUUCUGAACUCAUGUGGAUAUGUUCUCUCCUCUCUGAACUUGGACUCUCACGAACUGCCUCACCUACCAUCUACUGUGAUAAUAUUGGUGCCACCUACCUAUGUGCUAACCCAGUUUUCCACUCCCGCAUGAAACACAUCGCCAUUGACUAUCACUUUAUUCGUGAACUCGUCAGCAGUGGGAAACUUCGAGUCGCUCAUGUUUCCACCAAGGACCAGCUUGCUGAUGCACUUACGAAGCCUCUCCCACGUACAACGUAUCAGUAUCUGCGCAACAAGAUUGGAGUCACCUUAGUCCCUCCAUCUUGA